Messenger RNA from Cuculus canorus (common cuckoo), 1300 nucleotides. RefSeq names its product S100 calcium binding protein A14 (gene S100A14). Gene Ontology annotation, biological process: positive regulation of monocyte chemotaxis; positive regulation of granulocyte chemotaxis; toll-like receptor 4 signaling pathway. NCBI's taxonomy places the organism in Eukaryota, Metazoa, Chordata, Aves, Cuculiformes, Cuculidae. Gene Ontology annotation, cellular component: perinuclear region of cytoplasm. The record is from RefSeq and is a predicted model, not a curated record. Bases 200 to 499 code for a protein of 99 amino acids. Gene Ontology annotation, molecular function: chemokine receptor binding. The transcript has 4 exons.
AAUGAGACGCCUUGCACCACACUGCAGCUGGCGGUGCGCAGGGAGCUCCCACUCACACCUCCCCGUGGUAUAAAACCCCGGCGUGCCGCAGCCCGCGCAGACCCAGGAGAGCCCGUGGAGCAGCUUCCCGAGAUCCCAUUGGAGAGGACAGCCCCACCACUGCUGCCACCGAGGACCUCCAGCCGCCGCGAGGAGCAGCAUGGGCCAGUGCAACUGCCGCAAGAAGCGCAAGGACUGCCAGGAGCUGACAGAUGUGGAGCGAGCCAUUGAGACUGUCAUCAACCAGUUCCACUGCUACGCGGUGAAGGGGCAGAAGGAGUACCUGACGCCCAAUGAGAUGCAGGAGCUGGUGGCACAGAAGCUGCCCCAUCUGGGAAAGUGUGUUGGACCGCUGGAGGAGAAGAUUGAAUGCAUGGGGAACCCUGACGAGGCCAAGCUGGAGUUUGGAGAGUACUGGGACAUGAUGGGGGAUGCGGCCAAGGGCUGCCGGAGGAAGUAGAGGGUGGUGGGGGACGGGAAGGCACCCGAAGCCUCAGGCUCUGCACCGAGAAGCGCGAGAGGCUGCUGGUCACAGAGGGAUGCAUCUGGGAAUAUACAGCAUUGCUCCUGCUGGGGCUCAUCUCCUCACCGCAUCCCUGGCCGGGGUGGUGGGAUCCCCCUCCCCGGCUCCAUCCCUGCCCUCUCUCGGUUCUCCUUUACAGCAGGAAAGCUCCCUUCCCACCCCCAGCUCUGCCCCGUGCCGUGGCAGGAGGGAGGUGGCAAGAGGGUUCCUGGCCCUGGCUCUGGAGGUGCCUUUCUCCGUCCUUUGCUCCAGAGCCUUUUCCCCCUCAGUCUGUCCCACCUCCGGCCCCAAAACCCCUCCGGUUGCAGGUCCCCCAGCCCUGGAGCAUCGCAGCGAGAGGGAUUCGUCUCCUUUCCCCUCAAAACCUCUUGGAAGUGUGGGCUUGUACCCCUGCCGCCUGAUGGGAGCCCAGAUCCUGCCUCGUAAACUGAGCACCUUUGGGGACAUCCCAGGGUUCUGGGCCAACACCAUCGUCGCCGUGCAUGGCCUGGGUGCAUUCCCUGCUCUUCCCCCGGUGCAGAGAUUACAGCGCCCUGUGCCUGCCCACACGGUUUGGGGUGCUACGCCGUGGUGUGCUGCCUGCACGGUGCUCCCCCAGCUGCCCCUCUCCAGGGAUGCUGGCCCCGGGCGAGCGGCUGGGCUCGGCGCUGGGACGGUGGCGGAUUGGUGUCAGCUUGCGUCACUUGCAACCAUUUUUGUAUAAAUUAAUAAAGGAAAACACUGGAAAAAAAAAGUCAG